This is a messenger RNA of Hydractinia symbiolongicarpus, 1131 nucleotides long. RefSeq lists its product as uncharacterized. The record is from RefSeq and is a predicted model, not a curated record. Lineage: Eukaryota; Metazoa; Cnidaria; Hydrozoa; Anthoathecata; Hydractiniidae. The transcript has 3 exons. The coding region runs from base 571 to 948 and encodes 125 amino acids.
GGCAGGGGGAGGGGAUGGGAUGGGGAAAGGGACAAGGAAAUGGGGCAGCCCCCUGGAAAAGAUACGAAGAGUUCCAUAGACAUCCCUUUAUUCAACUCUUAAAUAAAGUCCUUUUUAUGUCGAUAGUGGGACAAGACUAGGGAAAACCGGGUGUAAGGCUCGGUAAAAUAAAAAAAGCUCCGGGAUUCUUAUAAAAGGUAAUGCAUAUUAAGGAUCAUUUUGAACGUCAUUAUUCUUCAUUUUUCAAACGUAAACAUUGAUUGUCAUUUUUCUGUUUAAUUAUAAAUUGUAUUAUUUCCGAGCUAUUCAUAGUUUUGACGCAGCAUAUUUUUUUUACGACAAAGAUCUCAAAUUUAUCUACAAAAUUGGUAGAUAUAUGUUCGUCACGGUUACGAUGGGUCUAUGUUUGGUUCCAGUGUUUCCCGACAUAUUGAUUUGGUUUUAAUGUGUUCUAGUUGACUUUAGUUUGGUUUUUGGUUUGUAGAAAUCGAUUUUUAACAUCAUUUAAAUUAUUCUGCUUAUAAUAGAGGUCAUAAAAAAUCGUUUGUGAUGCUAUAAAGUUCAUUGUGUAUGGAGAUGAAUUCCCUAGUGAUUCAAUUUUUAGAAUUAUCGUUGUGUUGUAAAACAAGGCUUGAAAAACACAUCAUAAUGUUAUUAGCAAUACACUCUAAACAAUUAUGUUUGAUGUUAUUCAGAAAAAAGCUCACAACCUGCAACGUCAGCAUAAUGGCUGGCUUCUAUGGUUUACAUCCAUUCUCUUCAUUUUGGCAACAUCGUUUGUUGUCAUUGAACUCUACAAAAAGUGUUGCUGUAAAUUGUCCAGACAAAGAUCUUGCAGCCAAGAUUCGAGUAGAACACCAACUCCGAAGAGAAUGCAAGUUUUUUCCUGUCGAUCAUUUCGUGAACGAAGUUUAUCGACAAUUACGCGGGAAUUGUCCGACGACUUAGACGAAUCAUACGUUGUAUAAUUGUAAAUAAAUAAUAUGAAAAACAUUUUGUAAAAUAAAAUAACCUUUGUAAAAUAUUUAGUAAAUUUAGUAAAUAUUUACCUAAUUUUUCUCACUUGAAUUGAAUAGGUUAGAAAGAUUUUGAUCGCACAUUGUGAGAAAUUUAAAAACAAUUGCUUUUUGA